AUGUCUGAAUAUGAAUUGCGUGAGAUGGUAAAUCUCACUUCAAUUAAUAAUUUUAUUGAAGAUGAGAAAGGUGAGAAGAAUGAAAAUAAAAAUAAUAAUACAUAUGAUGAUGAUUUAGAUUUCGUAUUAUGUAAAGCUUUACUUAAUAUUCUAAGUGAUACAAGUAAUAAUAAUAGUGAAAGCAAUACUAAUAUAGAUUUUAAUCCUGAAA
This is a messenger RNA of Racocetra persica, 211 nucleotides long. NCBI's taxonomy places the organism in Eukaryota, Fungi, Glomeromycota, Glomeromycetes, Diversisporales, Gigasporaceae. The record is from the annotation of a GenBank genome assembly.